Varroa destructor (honeybee mite) is the source of this 5486-nucleotide messenger RNA. RefSeq lists its product as uncharacterized. NCBI's taxonomy places the organism in Eukaryota, Metazoa, Arthropoda, Arachnida, Mesostigmata, Varroidae. The record is from RefSeq and is a predicted model, not a curated record.
GUACAUUCUGUGAGCCCCAAUGGGCGUCGUAACAAACGAAACCUGGAUUUGAUUCAUAUCUUCUAGAAAGAAUUUCUUUCUCUGAAUGUUUCCUAACUCUUAGCACGACAGAAAGAUAUGCGUAUUAAAAGCUCGAGAACCAAAGAAACCUUUUAACAAUAUAUAAUGCUCAUGUGUGGUAACUAUCUUUUGUUUUCCAACGUAACUUUCAGAAAUCGGCUCGAAUUUAUAGAUACGGCCUACGUUUCGUUAAGAACAAUGUUAAUUUUUCAGUCGUAACUUUGCUCAUCACUUUCAAAUGUGUUAAUAAUUUGGGUGCGAACUUUUUCUUUAGUUCGACAAUUACAAUUUUUGUUUGUUCACCUGCUAAUGCUGCUUGGGCGUUAAAAAUCUCUAGAGUCUAGAUGUAGAAUGGGCUAAUUGAAGACCACCUCGGUUGUACCAUGCAUGGCCUUCCUUUGGUAUCUUCAUAUUUAAAAACUGUUAGUAAUUUCAAUGCAAUUAUACUUGCAUAACUGGGCUAAUAACUAUCCUUAGGACGAAGCAUUAGCUGACAGAGCUGGCGCAUACAGUCAUUGUCCAUUACAAGUCGUCUGAGUAGGCGUAAUUAAUGCUAAUCAUCAUGCAAGUAUGUCGCCUACGCGGCCAGUAUCGGUAAAAUCAACUGAGAUCAUGGGUCCGUUAAUCCAUUCGGGAGAUCGAUUUCCCACUGUUGCUCAAUGCCAUACUUAAUGCAUUGGAUACAUCGAAUUCCCAUUUGUUAGCAGCCCGCUCGGUUUACUACAUUUUUUUGUUUGCUUGUUUCGGUUGGGAUAUUUUCAGAUAGUGUUUUAGUAACGAACUUUAACAGUAACAAAAGUAAAAAUAGCUCCAUUAUGAAAAAAAUCGUUUUAAUGAUACCAGCCAUAGCUAGCCCUUAUAAUAUAAAAUUAUCGCAUAGUUGAAAUAAUGGACUAAUCCCAAGGAGCCGGACGGGCGGCUGUGCAAUGGACAAGUUAGUAACGGACCAAGACAACACAAUGGCAGUGUAACGGAAAAAAAAAGCAGGACAAACGAAAAAGACGUUAGUCGUCGUUAAGCAGAAGGAGCAAGCUCUUAGAAUAGACUUUUCCGCCGUACCCCAUAGACGUAGGCGCAGAAAGGGCCGCAUGUCGAACCAGCAACAAAGGAUUUGAUGACGACCAUUGUGAUGGUGACAAAGUGGACUAGAACCGAAGACAAGGGACAGCUGAGAGCAAUCUCACGCAGCGUGGGCAAUGCCAUCGACGCGUUGUCUGGUUUGAAAAUGCUGUUGCUCCGUGUCCCCACCAGGUCAACAUAUUGGGUAACUUUGGUGCUGCUCGUGGCUAUCGCUGUCUAUCUUCAAUCAGGACAAGCAGAUGUUUCUCACAUCCAACACAAAAUUCGGUUAAAAAAAUUGGCGAAAUUGGCGCUAGCUGCUAAAUUUAUUACGCACACUAUUAUACCUAUUCCAAUUCCUCUUCCGAUUAUCAAGCGUCAUAAACAUAAACAGGAGCAAUAUAAGGCUACAGAGUUAGAGGCCGUUCCGUGGAAGGGCGACUGGAAUUACGGUGAAGGUAGGGGUGGUCCUGGAGGAUGGGAACUCGGAGACGCGGGAGUGGUAGGUGGUUGGGAAGGAAGACAAAUUAGGGCGGAAUGGAACCACGGUGGCUUUGGAAGAUGGAGUCCUUAUAUAGAUGGACACCUCAAAAAGGUCGAAAUAAAAGAAGCUGCGCCGUUCCAAGCAGGUCAUGCAGGCGGGCAUAAAGUAACUGUGAAACAAAUCGUACACAACGCUGGUGGUAAUAACUGGAUAACUGAUGGCGGUCACAUGGCGUCUGUAGGAUACGAUAGCUAUAAUCCACGCCAGAUUGAAGUGCAGGAGGAAAUUUUACCUGCCUUAAAGGUAGCCGGAUUUGUAAAGGGAUCUGAUGGAGAGUUGACUAAGGUGGUGGAAAAUGAUGCUCAAACCAAUGACGGAUGGGCAGGUUUCCAAGGAAGUUGGCCGUCUCAAGGCCGAGAAGUUUCUGGAGCAAGAUUGCAAAUCCAUGGAUGGCGUUCGAAAAUGAAGAGUGAAGAGCUCAAGACUACUCAAACUGCAGAGGUAUUAGAAACGAAAGAAGUAGGCUACGCGAAGAUUAUGCAUGCCAGUCCAUUCGACGUUGAAAGUGCUAAACUUGGAGGAUUUGAUGUAAGUGACGUUCCAGUGCAGGCCAUGCGGGCUCCACCUGUUAAAACUUCAGCGGAAAUAAUGCCUUGGCCAACUAAGGUCGUCUCUUCACAUAUGGAAACAGAUUAUGCUAAUAAUAAGGCUUAUAGUUCUAGUGAUCACGAAGCAACCGAUGAUACUCACCUUGAAGCCGCUGUGGAUCAUUUAAAUCUUGGAGAUGCGCACAUACUCUCAUUGAGAAAUCACCUCAACACCGAGCCGUCUGAUUUGCACCGGAAUUACGGAAUUCAUCAGAAUCUCCACCCGACAGAGGUUGCACAUCAUAAAAGUAGUGCUCACAAUGAAAAUUCUUACAACGAGGCCUUCAUUAAAGACGACGAAAAGGGGCAUCAGGACGGUGAUGACAGUCACCUCCACAUUGGUUUCAUAGCGGGAAUUCCCUAUACUGAACCAAAAACCCUACAUCGUCCACAGGCUACAGGACACGGUGUAACUAUGCAAACUAAUGACUGGAAUCCUACCGCCUUAAGUCAAGACAGCAAACGGCAAAUAUCAAUAGAACAUGACAAUAAUAAGAAUGAUUACCGUAAAGACACUGAGGAUGAAGGAAAGCAGGAAGAUGCUGAAAAAUGGCUGGAUGCCCAUUGACGCUGACGCCGAAGCCGCUAACUGAGUGAGCAUUUCUGCUCAAAACUUGCUUCUGCUAAUUCAAACUGAUUGCAGCGUAUCUACAGCUGUUGAAUCUCAUGGCAUUUUGCACUGCAAUUGGAGGAACCCAAGUCAGUUCCUCUAAUUAAGACAUUCGUCAUAAGCUGACUAGUGUUUUUGAGUAUUUUGUGUAUAUUAGCAUGUGCGGUAGUAUUUUAUGACUGUUGCUAGAAUAACGCGGCAUCUAUGGAGGGACUUUUGCAAGUCAUUACUGCUCAUUGAAACAACAAAUAGUCAAGUUUUGACAUGAAAUAAUAACACUAGUUAAUUCUGCGCCAAAAAUUUAAGGCAAUUAAAAUUCGGGAUGAAGCUGCAGCGAAAAGAGUAUAGGUGGUCUGGGUAGUUGCAGUUGCAUUAUACAAUAGAAAUAUACUGGACCUUGGCUUGUAGGCAAUGACUAGCUUAACGAUAAUCUACUGUAUGAAGUCUCUCGAAUUUACAAUUGAUCACCCAGUCAGCUAAAACAAGCAACUGAUAUCGAUAUCGCGAAUCGUCGAAGAAUAACCGCUCAUAAACACCUAUUGACAGCUAACACCUAAAUGCUGUUCGUGCAUCGUAGGGUUGUGAGCGGAUCCCUGUGUAUCGAAUGCGUCUGUUUCCGUUGCUCCCAUGAAAUCACCGUAGUACAUGAAUGGAACAAAAUUUCAUAUUGUCUUUGCCACUAUUUCACUAUUUCAGGAUCACGAUCACAGGAAGUAUGUAGUCGAUCUCUGCAUAUUGGGCUCUUCAGUAAUUGGUUUAUAAUAAUGCAUUUAAGCUCCGAGCGUGACCCAAACGACCCUCGCAAAGAUAAUACUUCAUAAUCGUGUUAUGGCAUAUCGGUAUUACGCACUCUAUUGGCAAAGAAAAGCAAUCAGAAAGGAGCGGAAAUCUGGAGAUUGCCGCUCCUUUUUAACUCUAUCUGUAGGAGACAUUGUGUGUAACUGGAGCGUAUGUUCCGCGUAAUACUAUGCUGACAGCGAAAGUGACGGUACUUUUCCCUUAAGUUACUUUACGGCCCCUUGAACCCUGAAAUGGUUGACAAACUUUAAGAAAACUUUUUGUCAUAAAGAAUCAUUUCCUUCUCACGGACCUUCUGUUUGCUUUUCGGCACAAGAAGCACGAUCGUUGUAAGAUCGAUAUAACGUAUCAGAAGAACAUAGAAUCACUUGUCGUAUGCACCAUAUUUCAUUUCAGGUGUUAUAAUGUUCGUAUGUGGAAAAUCUUUUCUAUCGAUACCUUCACGAAUAAUAAUACAUCGAGUGGUCAAUUUUCGUUAUGAAGUACGAUGCUAAGCUAAUCCGUUCUUGUUGACCAAGCUGGCAGGAUUAUCAAUAAAAUCAAUGAAAAAUGUAAUUCGUGUGUUAAAUAAAAUGCGUAUUUACUUAUAUAGAAUGUUUAAUAUAGGAACAAGUAGUGAAGAGAGAGAACGAGAGAGAAAGAGACCGACACUUAACUUAACUACUAAGUGUAUAAUAAUUUUUAUAGAAAACUGAAUUAAUGUCAAUAAGUACACGCCUUUGAGAUGAGAACCAACCCUUUUAACGCGGUGUACGUGUUCAACAGUCUCGAAGUAUUAAAAAACUACUUAUUCAGUUCACCGAAAUAGCGAAUCGUCUCUUAAUGUUAUAAAUACAAUGUCCUGAUGGCCAGUAUUUGAUGUAUUCAUUGGCGAGCAUACGUUGUUAACCCAUAUUUUCAGUAAGCUGACGAGCAUGCAAUAUGUCUUUCCUGCGCAGACUGUGUAGACACCCUUUAGCCUCGAAAGAUCCUCACAUCUUUAAGCAUAACAUUUAAACGGAAUGAAUGCGUUAUUUAAUUCUGUAACGAGAGGGGAAAUAGGUUUAUAGUGGGACAAAAAUAGACCAAAUUGUCUUGAGUUGUAAAAAAAAGAAUAAGUUCACAACCGAAUUAGAAACUCAUCCUACCAUGAACAAACUGAAAAUGUUGCUUCUUUAAAGUAUACGGUAGUCUCACUCUCGAAUGCAAACGUUUUUUUUUUUUCUCUUUGCAAUCCACAACUGUAAUAAGGUAUGCUUUGUUUUAUUUAAUGACCAUGCUAGAAGGAUACACUAAUGAUGAUUUUAUUAUCAGUAUGUCUGAACUAUACGAAACUGCCCUGCUAUCUAAAAAGGGUGCGGAUGCGUGCCUUAUUGCCCUCAUGUAUUAUUCACCACGUCUCUAUUAUCUCGCCUAGGUACUUGAAUCCAUGCUUUUUUGCUACUCAUUAUCCUCGGCAGCAGAAAAUAAAAUCAUUUUCAUGUCAAUUUCAACGUCGAAGAAGUUGUCGCUGCACAUCAUUAGAAUCUGCACUUCGUCAUCAUAUAAAUUAAUAUUUCUUGGCUAUUUAUUAUAUGUACAUAUCUAUACUCAAAUUAAUUAAGACAGUUGGUCUUUUCUUCUAUCUUAUAACAUCGCCACCUUAAUGUAAACUUUACUGUUUAUUAAUUUAUUUUCCUGUUAUUUUCAUCUUAUUUCACACACGCCCGCCAUUGCAAUAGGAAUAGUUGUCAUUGUAAUAACUGUACAUUUAUAAAUACUCGACAUCUAGGGCGUGUAUGUGUAUGUGUAUGUGAGUAUGUGCAUGUGUCUGUGUGUGUGUGUGUGUGUGUGUGUGUGUGUGUGUGUG